AUGGAUGAAUAAAUUAUAAAUGUGAUAUUCGACCCCAACUUCACUUCUUUUGAUCAGGAUCUAGCUAAUAUGAACCUAGAUAAGAUGAUGCAAGUUACAUUUUCAGAAGAGAUUUUGCAGAAGAAUUUUUCUGUGAUUAUUUCUAUUCUCAAACAGUUACAUAAGGGCAUGAUACUCAUAAACGGAUAGGUGAAGGACAAUAGUGAUUGGGUGCAGGUAAACAUGCUAUUAAAUGAUAGAAAUUAAGAGAAGAAUCAUAGUCGACUGAUACUAAAGAUAAAGUUGAUGUGAUUGAUUCUCAAGUAAAGGAAAUUCAUUAGAAUUUUGCUACUAAAGCAGAGGUGCAAGCAUUAAAAUAACGAUAUGGUAUCACAUAAUUGUCAAUUAUUUCAUAGAUAAUAUUUUGAGAGAUUAAGAUAUCUAAAUUAAGGAGAUUGCUAAGGCUCAGGAAUAAGAGUAACAAUAAAUAAAUAAAAACGCUGAAGAUAUCAUUUAGAAAUAAGAAUAGAUCGAUAAAAUUAAUGAAGAAUUGGAUAAACUUCGUAAACUAAUCAACGAUUAAAAUCAAAUAAUAUCUGAUUUAUAAACAUAGAAGCCUGACUCUAAUGUUUACCAAAUCUAAUCUAAGCCCUUGUCUGAUGACUCUCUAAAGGAUGUUCAGAAUCGUUUAGCAUAACUUGGUAACAAUUAUUUGUAUAAUAUUAGAAUCCUAAUAUAAGGAAUUACUAAAAUAAUUGAAUAAUCAAUCGAAAACCUUAAUAUAACCAAUCUAAGUGAAAGACUAAGACUACGUUGUGUAACCAAAUUCUGAUGUGGAUUUAACUGACAUAAACAAAAAGUUGGAUAAUCAUGAGGAGGAAAUUUAAAAACUAUUUGAGUUGCUUGAUGAAUUGAGAAAGAAAAACAGGGAAGCAGUCUCAGGAGGAGGAUCUAAUGUUGAUUCUGAAGAUUUAUUGAUUAUCAAAAACGACAUCAAAAAGCUCUUCACUUUAUUAGAACAAUUGCAAACCUAACUCAACUUGGCCUCCUUUGGUAAUUCAGGUGAGGAAGGUAAUAAUGUUGGAGAAAAUCAAAUGGUUAUUAUUUUGGCAGAAAUCAAUAAGAUUAGAGCUCAAUUAGAAAAUUAUGCUACUCAAUCAGAUCUAACAAAUCUUGGCCAAAAAGUUGCAUUAUAAUAAAAAUAAACAUAUGAUCAUAUUGAUGAAGAAAUUGAAAAGGUUAGAAGAGAAUUCAAAAUAAAUCUUGGUAAAAAAGGAGAUUUGACUGAAUAAGAAAAAAUCAAGAAUGAACUUACUUAAUUAAAAGAUAUUCUAAAUAAAUCUAAGCGUGGAUCCUAACCACAAUUAGAUAACAGUCCAAGCAAAGGACCACAAUUAAGUCCAGACUUCUUAAAUACUUUUAAAGAACUACAAGAUUAAGUAGCUCAAAAUGAAUAGUAAUUUUUAUAUUUAUCAUAUCAUUAGAGAAUUAAUUAAUCACAAGUCCCAAUUCUCAUAAAAUGCAUAGUAAGUUCAAUAAAAAAUUGCUGAGAUAGAAAAUAAGAUGAAAUAAACUAAAACUGAUUCAAUCAUUUCAGGAUUGUAGGAAUUAAGAGAAAUCCAAGAUUAAAUGAAAAAGGAUUAAGAUGCAAAUAAGGCCAAAAUAGCUUAGUUUGGAAAGAAGAUUGAUGGAGUGGUUACAAGAGAAGAUCUCUUAGCUCUAUUUGAACCUAAAUUAAAAUAGGUCCGAGAUGAAUUAUCCAAAUCAAUUGAAGAAUUAAGAAUUAAAUUAGAAAAGAAGGCUGAACUCGAAGAUUUAGAAAAACUUUAAAAUGAUCUUGUCUCCAGAUUAGAAGAAGUUGUUUAAGCUCUCAUCAAAUAAUUAGCUAAUAAAUCUGAAACUAAGAAGGCUUUGAUUUAUCUAGAACAGAGAGUAAGAUUUUGUAUUACUAAUUGAAUAGAUUAAUUAAAUAUUCAUGAUGUUAGAAGGAGAAGGAGGAUCUAAGGAUUAAGAAGGCUUGUUUGCUAAAAAGCAACUCUGGUCUUGUGCCUCAUGUGAUAAAGAUUUAGAUAAAUUUAAGGGACAAUUGGGAGAUUAUAGAGGAUGGGCUCAUUUCCCUCCUAAAGAAACUUCUCCAGAAAGAAUGGGAAGAGUAUACAUUCAACAUUAUAUUUAGUUUGGUGUUGGUUACAAAUAAAUGCAAGAAAAAUCAAAAAACAAUAGAGACAAAAUUGAUAAGGAGAGAUAUCAGAAUGAUAAGGACAGACCCAAUAGUCAAGCCAAUCAGUAAUUCUAUUAAACAGGCUCAUAAAUGAGUCAAAGCCAAAACAAUCUACCAAAGAUUAAUAAAUGA
Messenger RNA from Paramecium octaurelia, 2332 nucleotides. NCBI's taxonomy places the organism in Eukaryota, Ciliophora, Oligohymenophorea, Peniculida, Parameciidae. The record is from the annotation of a GenBank genome assembly.